This is a messenger RNA of Gigantopelta aegis, 3689 nucleotides long. Its product is annotated as ankyrin-1-like. Gene Ontology annotation, molecular function: protein binding. Lineage: Eukaryota; Metazoa; Mollusca; Gastropoda; Neomphalida; Peltospiridae. The record is from RefSeq and is a predicted model, not a curated record. Bases 56 to 3496 code for a protein of 1146 amino acids. The transcript has 3 exons.
UGUGUAUAUAUAUGUACAUGUUUAACUGUUGUUCUUUGUAGCUGGUCUUCCACGAAUGAUGCUGAAGAAUUGCAGAGAAACGAAUGUGGGAUGUACAGUAAACAAAUAUGUACAGGAAGCAAAACAUACCAACGCUGAGAAUUCCCGAUUUUCUAACCUCAAACAUUCAUCAUCACAUAUGUUGAAGGACUUUAAUCCAAAAGGCUUCAUUCAGACUGCAGCAUACAAUGAAGCUGAAAAAAAGUUGCAAGAGCUUGGCAUCGUGUCCUUGAUUGGGAGUCCCGGAUCAGGAAAGACAACUUUUGGUUGGAUAUUAGUGGCUCGCAUCUGUCAAAAGGACACAAAGCAGCCAUUAUACAUAACAGACCCUUCACAGAUUGAUGAUAUUCCAAUUCCUAAAGAUUCCAGUCAAUCGAAGCCCAAAGAUACAUAUGUUGUAUUUAUUGAUGACAUGUUUGGAAAGGGAAAUUUGCUUGUUCGUGAAAAAGAAUUAUGGGAAAUGAAAUUUGAAAGAAUUAAGUUGUUAGUUACAUUUGAAUUAGUGAAAGUGAUAAUCUCUUCGAGAACACACAUUUUUUCUCAGUGUGAGAACAGCUUAAAAAUAAGGGAAUUCCAAACAUUUUUAAAUUUUACUCGGUUUUCCCUAAAUGAACAGGAAAGACUUCACAUUCUGGAACUGAAUCUUGAGAAAAACAAGAACAUAAAAAUGACAGAAGAUGAUAAGACCACAGCCGUAAAGGAGACAUUUGAAGAAUUGGGUUUUCCACAGUGUUGUCGGUAUUUUGUCAAAUCUUCAGAAGCACAAAAGCUAGGUGUAGACUUUUUCCGAAAACCUAUACAAUACCUUAAGAACGAGUUAGCAUUACUAAAUUCAAACAGCCCACUUCAGUAUCUUGUUCUGUUACUGGUUAUGUUUAAGCAGGGGUUCUUAGAAACUAAAUAUUUGACUUCAUUUGAGGAAGACGAGAAUACCACAUAUCUAAUGAAGAAGUUGACAGAUGUGUGUGGAAAUAUCACACGUAGGCAGAUUAUAGAACAAGCCGACUCAUUGCGUGGUGUUUAUCUUAAAUACAGUGAAGUGGAUGAAUGCUAUUCAUUCGUUCACCAGUCUGUGUUUGAUACAUUGUUUCUGCUGUUUUCCUCAAAGUACAUUGAACACUCCAUUAGACUUUCUCCUGCCCCAGUGUUGGCGGAGUAUGUCGUCACACCUGGGAUACCAAAUCCAGGUAAUAAUGUACUGAUGGUGGAGGAAAAACAUUUUCCCCUUCUUGCUCAAAGAUUUACAGACUUGUUAAAACAGCCAAAUAAUGCUAGAAGUGUACUUGCGCAUCCAUCCUUCAUUGAUGAACGGUUUGUGGAAUGCCUGAUGACAAAAUUCUGGGAUCCUGCAGUGUUGAAUGACCUUUUGUCUUUGAAACUUCCUCUUCAUGUUGAAAAACAAGUGAUGGUGUUUAAUCUGAAAGAUUUGGACAGAUACUGGAAGAUUCCUCUUGCAAGACAUUUCUUUCCUUCCCAUAUAACAAACUUUACCUCUUCAUCUGCAGCAACUGUGGCUGUCAUUCACAGCUCAAGAAUGUGGUCCAAAUAUCUUGCAGAUGAACUUGUUAAACCUUAUUCCCGUAUUCCAAAAGAUCAACACCUUGACAUUUUGGAAGCUGCGUGUCUUGUAGGGAAUUCUAAAUUAGCUGGUAUUUUGCUAAAAUGUGGCACCGUUCCAGAUAUUAAUUCAUUGAUUGCUGCUGUAGUCUCAAACACAGAUGAUGUUAGACUGUUCAAAAUUCUGUUUAAUCGUAGAGAGGAUCUGAUUGCGAAUAUAGGUCAUCUACUUGUUCUGGCAAUUGAGGUAGAAAAUGAAAAAAUAUCAAAUAUGUUGAUUGAUAGACUCAGUUGGAUUGUAUCCAACGAGAGCACUGUCGAGAUCCUCGAUGAUGCUGUUAAGCAGCUGCUCCUUGGGAUAGCUCGACGUCCAUUUCGGAGAAGUAUGGAAACUAGAUCUGCAGCCAGACUGUUUAGACAGUUGUCCUUACAUUCAGAUGUUUGCACAUCUGAUGUUGCCAUUUUCUUAGCAGCUUCUUUUCACAAUGCCAGCAUUUUAAAAGUCAUUAGUUCAUCGUCACUUAGCACAGCGUGUCAAGGUGACACCCCGUUCAUACAUGCUGUUGCUCAAGGUGGAUGUUUGGAAUCUCUGGAAAUCUUGGUACAUCAUGGAUGCAACGUCAGUUCUGUCAAUGAUAAACAUGAGACAGCCAUGCAUGUAGCAGCAGCAUUCAAUUCCUAUCAGAUGAUCGAGCCAUUACUUAAAAAGGGACUUGCAAUUAAUGCAGUUGAUUGUAAUCAAAACACACCACUCCACACAGCUAUCUUAUACAGGUCAUUUGACAGUGCACAAUGUCUUGUAGAAAAUGGGGCGCAGGUCAACCUACAGAAUAGAGCAGGGCAUUCCCCACUGCACUAUGCAGUAUGCACAGAAGAAAACAUUAGAGACCAGAUGCCAAUGGUUGGGUUUCUCUCACCACAAUCAACACGGGAUGAAAAUUCAGCACAAGACUUGUCAUUCAAUUUUGUAAGUUAUCUUGUGGGGAAAGGGGUAAAUAUAAACCUUCAAAAUGAGGAUGGAAACACCCCUCUUCACUUCGCUGUACAAGGAUUGUCAUUUAAUAUUGUAAAUCAUCUUGUAGAACACGGAGGAGAAAUAAACCAGCAAAAUGAAAAUGGAAACACUCCGCUCCAUUAUGCUGCACAACAUGGAUCAGUGGAUAUUGUAAGUUGUCUUGUAGAAAAUCAAGCAGAACUAGACGCAGAAGACAAAAGUGGGAACACUCCACUCCACUUAGCCGCACGUAACUGCAAAAUGGAAAACAUAAGUUGUCUUGUGGAUAAAGGAGCACAGGUUGAUUGUGAAAACAUUGAAGGCUGCACACCACUGAUUUAUUCGUCUUACUGUGAGCAGAGUCGUAUCUUGGAGUAUUUAUUACGAAAAGGUGCAAACUCCAAUCAUGGAAACACCACAGCAGUGCAUGCUGCUGCAGCAUUUCACUGUAAAAAGAACCUUCAGGUUCUUCUGGACAGAGGUGAAGACGUAAAUGUUCUCUCUAAGUCUGGCAGUACCCCACUUCAUAUGGCAGUGCGGUGGGAUUUACAAAAAGGAUUAUCAAAGACAUGUUUGUACUACUUUCAUGAUGGAAAAUACAUUGAUGAUUUUAUAUGUGAUGACUUUUUAUGUGACAAGACAGAUAAUAUGUUGUUGAAUUUCAAAAAAUAUCUGCAAAAAGAUUCUCCAUUGAAUCAUGUAGGGCAUCUCCUGCUUGACAAAGGCUGUUGUAUAAAUACUAGAAACAAGGCAGGGAAGACAGCAUUGCAUGUUUGUGUGGAGUACGGUCAGCUUGAAAACCUCGAGUUUCUGUUGCAGAGAGGUGCUGAUGUGUCACUAGGAGACAAGGAAGGUAACUCUGUGUUGCAUUAUGCAACGGCUAGACUGCAAGUUGAGGUUGUGUAGACACUGGUAGAGGCAGGAGCUGUAGGUAGGAGAAACCAUGAUGGACUUAAACCAUCUGAUCUAGUUUCUGGUAAAGUCGAUAAUUUUGAUGGAGAUGACAUAAUGAUCAAAUGUGGCCAAAUAAUUUCUCUAUUGUCAUAAAAGGGGGCGGGAUAUAACCCAGUGGUAAAGCGUUUGCUUGAUGUGCGGUCUG